Messenger RNA from Triticum dicoccoides, 570 nucleotides. RefSeq lists its product as uncharacterized. The coding region runs from base 94 to 471 and encodes 125 amino acids. The transcript has 2 exons. Lineage: Eukaryota; Viridiplantae; Streptophyta; Magnoliopsida; Poales; Poaceae. The record is from RefSeq and is a predicted model, not a curated record.
CAUCCUUCAGAAACAAAAUAUGAUUUGGAUUUUAUAUGCGGUGUAGCCGUAACAUUAACCGGUCACCAGGAUCAAUGCUACCACGUCAAUUUCAUGGCAGCUACCAAAUCGACAUCCAAGAACACACUUUUCUUUGCCGAGUUUUGGUGGGCAUAUCAAGAUCAGUCAAAGCCUUCCGUAUGCUGCCCUCUGCCCCAACCGUAUACCAUGGGUCGUUGCUACUACGGCCAGGAGUCCGCACGUAAGCUCGCCUAUCCGGAUGACUCCAUCGACUAUUUCUCACGCGACAUUACUCAUGGCGGACUAGAUGACACAGAAGGCAUACUAAACACGGACUUUUUGUACUUCGACUCCGAGAGGGACGUCGAGCUUGCCAAGGUCUUGCAGAGGAUGGGCAAGAAAGAAGAGGUCAUGCAAAGGUCCUCUACUGGAAGGCGUGCUGAAUGGACCGCCGGUGUUCCUCUGUGCUAGCUAGGUUUAUUCAUGCUUUGAAUUAUUAUGUAGAAAUGUUUGGAGAAAGCUGGAUACAGUAGUUAACGAGAAUAGUUGGGUGUGGAUUAGUGUGAACCU